This is a messenger RNA of Lagopus leucura (white-tailed ptarmigan), 2890 nucleotides long. RefSeq names its product N-myc downstream regulated 1 (gene NDRG1). Gene Ontology annotation, biological process: signal transduction. Bases 105 to 1313 code for a protein of 402 amino acids. The transcript is spliced from 16 exons. Gene Ontology annotation, cellular component: cytoplasm. The record is from RefSeq and is a predicted model, not a curated record. NCBI's taxonomy places the organism in Eukaryota, Metazoa, Chordata, Aves, Galliformes, Phasianidae.
GAGGGCUAUAAAUCCACCCCGCGGGCGCAGGCGGGUGGCGGUUGGAGCGCGGCGGUGGCAGCGCGCGGAGAGCGGCUCCUGGGAGCAGAUACCAGCUACUGACCAUGUCAACAGAGUUCCAGGAUGCUCACCUUGCAGAGGUGAAACCUCUGGUGGAGAAGGAGGAGGCUAUCACUCGCCUCCUUCCAGACUUCGAUGUUCAGGAGCAAGAUGUGGAGACCAUGCAUGGCUUAGUCCAUGUCACCAUGUGUGGGACACCAAGAGGGAAUAGACCUGCUAUCCUCACAUACCACGACAUUGGGUUGAAUCACAAAACUUGCUUCAAUCCUCUCUUCAACUUUGAGGAUAUGCAGGAAAUCACCCAGCACUUUGCAGUUUGCCACGUGGAUGCACCUGGUCAGCAGGAUGGGGCACCAUCUUUCCAAGCUGGGUACAUAUAUCCUUCCAUGGAUCAGCUGGCUGAAAUGCUUCCUGGAAUCCUGAAACAGUUUGGGCUGAAGAGCAUUAUUGGAAUGGGAACUGGAGCUGGUGCCUACGUCCUGACCAGAUUUGCUUUAAACCACCCGGACAUGGUGGAGGGAUUGGUUCUCAUUAAUGUAAACCCUUGUGCUGAAGGUUGGAUGGACUGGGCAGCAACAAAGAUUUCAGGUUGGACAAAUGCUUUACCAGACUUGGUCAUUUCACAUCUCUUUGGAAAGGAAGAGAUUCACAGCAACCAUGACCUGAUCCAUACUUACCGUCAGCAUAUUAUUAAUGAUAUGAAUCAAACCAACCUUCAUCUCUUUGUCAACUCUUACAACAGUCGUCGAGACCUAGAGAUUGAGCGCCCUGUUCCUGGAUUAAAUGUUGUCACCCUUCAGUGCCCUGUGCUCCUGGUAGUUGGUGACAGCUCCCCAGCAGUGGAUGCUGUGGUUGAAUGCAAUUCAAAGCUGGACCCAACAAGAACAACACUUCUGAAGAUGGCUGACUGUGGUGGGCUCCCUCAAGUUUCCCAGCCUGCAAAACUUGCAGAAGCUUUCAAAUACUUUGUUCAGGGAAUGGGAUACAUGCCCUCUGCUAGCAUGACCAGGCUGAUGAGGUCCCGCACUGCUUCUGGCUCCAGCGUAACCUCCUUGGAAGGACAGAGGAGCCGGUCCCACACUGGGGAAGGCACAAGGAGCCGGUCCCACACUGGGGAGGGAACUCGGAGCCGAUCCCACACUGGGGAGGGUUCCAGGAACCGCUCCCACACAGACACACGCAUCGAGCUGACGCCAAAUUCAGCCAGCAAUGCUGAGCAAUCAGGCCCCAAGUCCAUGGAAGUGUCCUGCUAAGCGUGUGAGGAAGGUUUAAACUGUUCACAGUUUGAAAAAAUAAAGGAUGCCCCUUGUGUAUCACAAAAACAUAACUGGUAUUAAUCUCAAGCUAUUCUGUAGGAUGAGCUCUGUUCUCCAGGGUCUGAUGGGGACCAAAGAAAAGAAGCAUCUCAUUUGCUCUAUUGUUACUCUUGUAACUCAGACAGUUGCUGCUAUUUUGCCCUCUUUCAGUGGAUGCCAAAUUCAAAAGGAAACUUGCCAAAAGCCGAUAUGGUUGUAAACACUUCAGAGUCAAACCAGACUUGCUUAAUAUUCUUCUUCAAAAUCAAUUACGUGCCCCUUUAUCUCUAAUUCUCUUGAAGUAACUGGCACAAUUUGAGAUGAGCUUCAAAGAGAGGGAGAAAAUCACUAUUAUGGAUGGCUUGUUUUUUGUUUUUUUUUUUUUUUAAAAGAAAAAGGAAACAAAUGUGUUAUGGCCUCAUGUUGAAGCUGGAGUUGAAUGCAUUGUAUAUAGCUUGACUUCAAAUGAUAGAGAAGUUAAUGUAUCGUGCAUUUAUAGGCCUUCUAAUUCAUUAGUUUUCCUACACAUAAUAAUAUACUACUAAAAUAGACAAAUUUAAUGUGACUUUAAGAUGAACUAAAUCUUUAAGCUUUUUUUAUUUCACUUUUUUGAGAUCUAGUUCCAGUCUUCCUUUCUUUCCCCCUUUCUAGACCCUAAAAUCUGCUUAGCCAAGUGAGGACAGGAUUAAAUUUUAUAAGCAAGGAAGCAUCUCCUCUUUGGGAUCUUGGGCCAAAGGGUUUAUAGUGCUGCAAAAAAAUGGUGUAGUCUGAGAAAGUAGGGUAGCCAUACAUGCCAGGAAAGCAAAAGCAGAUUGAUUUUUACUUCAGACAGCUUCCUAUGUCUGCAGCUCUAGUUUUUGCGUCCAGCACAAUUGAAAGACAUUCAGAAUCUGUAAGCACAGCCAGAUCCAGCUGUUCUUUGUCAGGAGAGAUGAAUAAGUGUGAAAUGGCAUGUAAUUAAAUGCUGUACAUUCAAUUAUGGCUAAUUACUAGAUUUGAAACUGAGAUCUCACUGGUGCUGGGAAGCAUAUUUGAGAAAGUGAUGGAGCAACAGUACUGUAACUGCAAAAUACAGUGUUUAAUGACUUUGUAAAUGUAAUGAUCUGCUGGUUCUGCAUCUUUAAGUAGCUGCCCGAUACCUUGGGUUACUUCUUUUGAUGUUGGUGAUUUGAUAUCUUUCUGCCAGUCAGAUUUUCAUAGUUGGAUGUCCUUAAGUUUGUCCUUCAACAGGAUGGGAUUUCCUGAGUACUGAGUGCAUACCUGCUGCAUUGCAGCCCUUGCAUAAACAAGGAAACUCAAAGACCGUGCAGUUAAAUGGCAGAUGUUAAUACUUUGGGAUUGCUUGUUCAGAGGAAUGCCAUCUAGGUUACUUUAUAUUGACUAACUCAGCUCUCGUGUAGGAUAUCUGUAAUGGUUUGUGGGAAGAACAGACAAUUUCAAGAGAGAAUAAAGCUAUUGUGUAAAGUCUAUCAAGAAAAGUUUCUUAAUGAAGUAUUUGUAUUUAUUUCAAAACAAAUAAAUUUGUAACUUUGCAA